Messenger RNA from Gastrolobium bilobum, 1372 nucleotides. RefSeq names its product beta carbonic anhydrase 5, chloroplastic-like. Bases 186 to 1094 code for a protein of 302 amino acids. NCBI's taxonomy places the organism in Eukaryota, Viridiplantae, Streptophyta, Magnoliopsida, Fabales, Fabaceae. Gene Ontology annotation, molecular function: carbonate dehydratase activity; zinc ion binding. The transcript is spliced from 10 exons. The record is from RefSeq and is a predicted model, not a curated record. Gene Ontology annotation, biological process: carbon utilization.
UAAAGACAAGGAUAAAUUAUCUUUAAGGAUAAAUAUGGCAUGCAAUGUGAUGCAAAGGUAGUUUGUGUUUUGAAGUCAGCAGUUGUUUACAGAAAGGAAGAUAUGGUGUGGCCAAUUCGGUCCAGAAUGAGUUCAAUUCUCCGAACAAAGGCAUCUUUAGUGGGUUCAUACAUCCAUGGGGAUUCAUGCUGGUGCUUACCCUUUUCUGGUCCAACCUUCUCCUAUGUGGUUUCCUACAGAACAAGGCCUUGGCCAAAAUUUAUGAAUCGGGUAAAAACGGAUGGUUCCCGUGUAGCAGCAUCGUUGCCUUCAUUCAAGUAAGUUGGAGUUGGGAAAAACAACCAGAGGUUCCAAAUAAUUGUCUCAGACUCGGUGGAGAAAAUGAAGGUCUUGAUAUAGGGAAUAUGACUGAAACUGAUGGUGACCAGAAUUUAUUUGGUUUGAUGAAAAAGAGGUUUCUGGGUUUCAAGAAACAAAAAUAUAUAAAAGAGUUGGAGCAUUUUCAAGCUCUUGCUGAAGCUCAAUCUCCGAAGUUUAUGGUAAUUGCUUGUGCAGACUCUAGGGUAUGCCCCUCUAACAUAUUAGGAUUCCAACCUGGUGAGGCCUUUAUGAUACGUAACAUUGCCAAUCUUGUACCAGUGAUGAAGAAUGGACCAUCAGAGUGUAAUGCUGCUCUUGAGUUUGCGGUAACUAUUCUUCAGGUUGAGAACAUAUUAAUCAUUGGUCAUAGCCGCUGUGCUGGAAUUGAAACUCUGAUGAGCAUGCAGGAAGAUGUAGAAUCAAGAAACUUCAUUAACAAGUGGGUUGCUAAUGGGAAAGUUGCCAAAUUGAGCACAAAAGCUACCACAGCUCAUCUUUGCUUUAGUCAGCAAUGCAAAUUCUGUGAGAAGGAAUCUGUUAACCAAUCAUUAUUGAACUUGCUCAGUUAUCCUUGGAUAGAAGAUAGAGUGAGAAGAGAGUUGCUUUCUCUUCAUGGAGGAUACUAUAAUUUUUCCAAUUGCUCGUUUGAGAAAUGGACACUUGAUUUUAAAGAAUGCAGUAUUAAAGAAGGUGGAGGCACUUAUGCUCUCAAAGAACAAGAAUUCUGGUGCUGAUUCUGCUGCUUCACCAGCAGGCUUGACACCUGCCAUUCAUGGGGCUGAAGUCAAUUGGUGGCGUAUCAAUCAAUAAAACUUAUGUUAAAUGCUAGUCUCUGCCUGUAAAUGAAUUAAAGGAAUGAAUUAUGCUGAAUACCGUGUCAACUUUGUCAUGAUUGUAAUAGUCAAAUGUUUUUUGGUUGAAUUAAAAAAAAAAAAUCAGCUAAAACCAGUGUUAGACCAAUUCUUUGAUCAUUUGAUAUUUUUUUAUUAUGUAGACCAAAUACCUAACUGAU